Rattus rattus (black rat) is the source of this 1646-nucleotide messenger RNA. Its product is annotated as protein-L-isoaspartate O-methyltransferase domain-containing protein 1-like. The transcript has a single exon. Bases 134 to 541 code for a protein of 135 amino acids. Lineage: Eukaryota; Metazoa; Chordata; Mammalia; Rodentia; Muridae. The record is from RefSeq and is a predicted model, not a curated record.
AUUUAUUCUUCCAGAGAUUUACCUCAUUUUGCUACACUGCCUGCCCUGCUCAGUGUGCAUUAAGUCGUUGUAUAUUAAUCAUUCUCAAGACAGUUUUUUAUAGUUUGAUGUUUUCUAAAGUUUGUGAAGAAAUAUGCAGUAUAUAAUGUUUUCAUUUUUGUGUUUGUUUGUAGCCCCGUGUGCUGUCAGGAAUCUCCAAGACUUGGCUCGUAUUUACAUUCGACGUACACUUAGAAACUUCAUAAAUGAUGAGAUGCAAGCCAAGGGCAUUCCACAGAGGGCUCCACCCAAGAGGAAAAGGAAGAGAGUUAAACAGAGAAUCAACACCUAUGUAUUUGUGGGCAAUCAGCUUAUCCCUCAGCCUCUAGACAGUGAAGAGGAUGAGAAAAUGGAAGAAGACAGCAAGGAAGAAGAGGAGAAAGAUCACAGUGAAGCCAUGAAGCGCGAGGAGCCCCCUCAGAACCUACUGAGGGAAAAGAUAAUGAAGCUACCACUCCCGGAGUCUCUAAAGGCUUACUUGACAUAUUUUAGAGACAAGUAACCUAAAACAAGGAAGAAUGCCUACUGAUAAACUCGCUCACUCUGUAAAUGUAGUGUUAAUUAGGAGUUAGAGAAUUACUUCAUUAGAAUGAAUUAUUGCAGAAAAAAAGCAUAAGUUAUUUCUCUUAAUGACAGAAAUGAUGUAUUCAGUGAUUUAAAGAGUCUCUUUCCUAAAAUCUAUUUUUCUUAAGUCUUGAAGAAUUGCUGUUUUGAUCUCAAAGUGGAAUGGGUCAAUAGUAAGAACUUUGUAUACAGUACUCUUUCUGGUCUUCAUGGAUUUGUAGUAUUGGCAAUUGAAUUUCAUUCUAUAAGAGGUUGAUACAUUGUCACACACAUAUAGGCUUAUUUAAAUUGCAGUUUGCAUUUCCGUUAUGCGAGCUUGCUUAUCUAAUAAGAAAAGCAAAUGCUUGUAGACCUAUUUACCUUACUUUUGUUCUAGACAUAUUUCGGGCAACAUAUGAGUGCAAUACUAAUUCAAGAUGCUGAAUAAUUUAGCUUUAAAAACAACCGACUUCAUGAAAUUUUACAGAUCUGAACCUUUAGCUAUUGCCAAAAGGCAUGGGGAAAAUUCCUGCUUCUCUCAUAGAGAUUUUAAGAGCACAGCUAGUGAAUGUUAAAGUAGAAAGUGGCUACUUGACACAACUAGUUUGUAUGGGCCCUUUGUGUUCUCAGUAUUUAAAGAUAAUGAGGUUUUCUUAACUGUAGACUUUGGUAGUAUAUUUAGGAUUGCUUUUCUAUAAAUAACUAUAAAGUACUAGAUUUGAAAAGUCAUUCAUUGUCCCACUUGCCUCUAAAUGCAGACAGUGAGUACGUCACAUUAAGUGACCACCACUUCUUAGGGACUGCCAGUAGCAGGGGGAAUGAUACGGCCAGUUGAGGCAUUUAGCAGUGGAACUGUUCUAUAAGUGGGUAUUUAUUUUUGACAAGGUAGGCCACACUGGCCUCAUCUGCUCUGAAUCUUCCUAAUAUAGAAAGUCAUGGAAGUUGUAUGUAGAUGCCUUUGUGUUAAAUUUUGCUUCAGAAUCAGAGUGGGAUCUCUGGGACACAUACCAAGCUCGUUUGCCUUCAUUCUGUAUUUUGUUUCUUUGAUAAAAUAAUGAUUUUCA